AUGGAUUCUGUACCAAGACUGAACAGCGUUUUUACUCUGGUGCUCUCUGGCUUGUGGAAUUUUGGAUUAACAGCGACAAAUUAUAACUGUGAUGACCCAUUGACCUCCUUCCUCUCACUGAGGGCUUUCUCUAGCUCCUCAGAUCUCACUGGAAGGUCUAGCCCUGCUCAGCUCAACUGGAGAAUGGGUACAGGUGGUUGGUCCCCAGCAGAUUCUAAUGCCCAACAGUGGCUCCAAAUUGACCUGGGAAACAGAGUGGAGAUUACAGCUGUGGCCACACAGGGAAGAUAUGGGAGCUCUGACUGGGUGACAAGCUAUCGCUUGAUGUUCAGUGACACAGGGCACAACUGGCAACAGUACACGCAGGAAGACAGCAUCUGGACAUUUGUAGGAAACAUGAAUGCUAACAGUGUAGUUCACCAUAAACUGCUGAAGUCUGUGAGAACCCGCUUUGUUCGCUUUGUGCCCCUGGAGUGGAAUCCAUAUGGAAAGAUUGGCAUGAGAGUGGAGGUCUAUGGAUGCUCCUACAGAUCAGAUGUGGCUGACUUUAAUGGCUGGAGCUCACUUCUCUACAGGUUCAAUCAGAAGACAAUGAGCACGUUCAAAGACGUGAUCUCCCUGAAGUUCAAGAGCAUGCAAAGGGAUGGGGUCCUGUUCCACGGAGAAGGACAACGUGGAGACCACAUCACCCUAGAGCUCCAAAAGGGCAGGCUCGCCCUGUACCUGAACCUGGAUGACAGCAAAGGCCAGCUCAGCAGUACUGUGCCCUUGGUCAUCCUGGGUAGCCUUCUGGAUGACCAGCACUGGCACUCGGUUCUCCUGGAACGUGUGGGCAAGCAGGCAAACUUCACUGUGGACACAAACACACAGCACUUCCAGACGAAGGGUGAGACUGAUGUACUGGACAUUGACUAUGAGCUCAGUUUUGGAGGAAUUCCAGUACCAACCAAACCUGGGACCUUUUUAAAGAAAAACUUCCAUGGCUGUAUUGAAAACCUUUACUACAAUGGAGUGAACAUAAUUGACUUGGCUAAAAGACGCAAACAUCAGAUCUACUCAGUGGGCAAUGUCACCUUUUCCUGCUCAGAACCACAAAUUGUGCCCAUAACAUUUGUCAACUCCAAGAGCAGUUAUUUGCUGCUACCUGGUACCCCCCAAAUUGAUGGUCUGUCAGUGAGUUUCCAGUUUCGAACAUGGAAUGAGGAAGGUCUGCUUCUGUCCACAGAACUGUCUGAAGGCUCUGGGACCCUGCUGCUCAUCCUGGAGGGUGGGACUCUGAGGCUCCUGAUUAAGAAAGUGGCCGGACAUGGAACUGAAAUCAUUACAGGCAGAGACUUGAAUGAUGGCCUGUGGCAUUCUGUCAGCAUCUAUGCCAGGAGAAGUCGUGUUACUCUCACUCUGGAUAAUGAUGCUGCUUCCCCAGCUCCAGCUACCUCCUUGCUACAGAUCUAUUCUGGAAGUAAUUAUUACUUUGGAGGGUGCCCGGACAAUCUCACCGAUUCCCAAUGCUUAAACCCCAUUAAGGCUUUCCAAGGCUGCAUGAGGCUCAUCUUUAUUGAUAACCAGCCCAAGGACCUCAUUUCAGUUCAGCAAGGUUCCCUGGGGAGUUUUAGUGAUUUACACUUUGAUGUGUGUAGCAUCACAGACAGGUGUUUGCCAAACUACUGUGAACAUGGAGGACACUGUGCCCAAACCUGGACUGCUUUCUACUGCAACUGCAGUGACACGGGUUACACAGGAGCCACCUGUCAUAACUCCAUCUAUGAGCAAUCCUGCGAGGCAUACAGACACCAAGGGAACAUGGCUGGGUUCUUCUAUGUUGAUCCUGAUGGCAGUGGCCCACUGGGACCGCUUCAAGUGUUCUGCAAUAUUGCUGAGGACAAGGUCUGGAUGACAGUUCAGCACAAUAGCACAGAGAUGACUCGGGUCCAGGGCUCCAACCCUGAGAAGCCUUAUGUGAUGACCUUAAACUAUGGUGGAAGUGUGGAGCAACUGGAGGCUCUGAUUGAUAGCUCAGAGCACUGUGAACAGGAGGUGACAUACUACUGCAAGAGAUCCCGCCUGCUUAACACACCAGAUGAAAUCCCACUCACUUGGUGGAUUGGGAGGUCCAAUGAAAAACACCCUUAUUGGGGAGGUUCUGUUCCUGGAGUCCAGCAGUGUGGAUGUGGGCUAGAGGAGAGUUGCAUGGACAGUCGACAUUUUUGCAAUUGUGAUGCUGGCACAGAUAAAUGGACAAAUGAUACUGGUUUUCUUUCUUUCAAAGAUCACUUGCCUGUAACUCAGAUAAUUAUUACUGAUACCAACAGAUCAAAAUCAGAAUCUGCUUGGAGAAUUGGCCCCUUGCGUUGUUAUGGUGACCGACACUUCUGGAAUGCUGUCUCAUUUUCUACUGAAGCUUCUUACCUCCACUUUCCUACCUUCCAUGUGGAAUUUAGUGCUGACAUUUUCUUCUUUUUUAAAACCACUGCAUUAUCAGGAGUUUUCCUAGAAAGCCUUGGCAUUAAAGACUUCAUCCGACUUGAAAUGAGCUCUCCUUCUGAAGUCAUAUUUGCCAUUGAUGUUGGGAAUGGUCCCAUUGAGCUCCUCGUCCAGUCUCCUUAUCCCCUGAAUGACAACCAAUGGCAUUAUAUCCGGGCUGAGAGAAACCUCAAGGAGACCUCAUUGCAGGUGGACAACCUUCCACAGAGCAUGAGGGAGGCAACAGAGGAAACCUAUUUCCAAUUUCAGCUGAAUAGCCAGUUGUUUGUAGGAGGAACAUCAUCAAGACAAAAGGGCUUUUUUGGAUGCAUCCGUUCCUUACACUUGAAUGGGCAGAACAUAGAUCUGGAAGAGAGGGCAAAGGUCACAUCUGAAGUCAGACCUGGCUGUCCAGGUCACUGCAGCAGCUAUGGAAGAAACUGCCACAAUGGGGGGAAGUGUGUGGAGAAAAAUAGUGGCUACUCCUGUGACUGUACCAACUCACCAUAUGAAGGGCCUUUCUGCCAGAAUGAGAUUUCAGCUCUUUUUGAUUCUGGUGCCUCUGUUACAUACAUGUUUAAAGAACCACAUCCAGUGACCAAGAACACAAGCCUCGCAUCUUCUGCUAUCUACACAGAUACAGCUCCAUCCAAGGAAACCCUCAUGCUGAGUUUCAUGACAGCACAAAGCCCAACCCUCUUGCUCUACCUCAAUUUCUCUUCUCAGAAUUUUCUUGCUAUUUUGCUCUCCAGGAAUGGAAGUUUACAGAUUCACUAUCGAAUAGGCAAGGAAGAAAGUCAUGUGUUCACCAUCAGCACAGAGAAUCUUGCCAAUAAAAGAGUACAUCAGGUGAAGAUGAGCCGAGAUGGGCCAGAACUUUCCAUUCAGAUGGACGAGCAACACUUCAGCUAUAAUUUCUCACUAGAAGCUGAGUUCCAGAGAGCAAAAUCGCUUGUCCUAGGCAAAGUCACAGAGACUCUUGGGUUGGAUCCAGAAGUUGCUAGAGCAAACACCUUGGGUUUUGUUGGAUGUCUUUCUUCAGUCCAAUACAAUCAUAUAGCACCACUGAAGGCAGCCUUUCGCCAUGCCAGCAUUUCACCUGUGACUGUCCAAAGGACUUUGACAGAAUCCAGCUGUGGGUCCAUGGGGGACUCUGAUGUGAAUGCAGUGACCACCAUGCAUUCUUCAAUAGAUCCCUUUGGAAAGAGAGAUGAGCAUGAAUUGCUCACACAUGCAGUCCAAAGUGACUCCACAGUCAUUGGAGGUAUCAUAGCAGUGGUGGCAUUUGUCACCUUUUGUGCCAUUGGAAUCAUGAUCCACUUCCUCUAUCAGCACAAGCAGUCACACCAGGCCAGUCAAACAGAGGAGAAGGAGUACCCUGAAAAUGUGAACAGUUCCCUUAGUAAUGGCAUUGACUUGUGA
This is a messenger RNA of Apodemus sylvaticus (European woodmouse), 3882 nucleotides long. Its product is annotated as contactin-associated protein like 5-3. Gene Ontology annotation, molecular function: aspartic-type endopeptidase activity. The record is from RefSeq and is a predicted model, not a curated record. Bases 1 to 3882 code for a protein of 1293 amino acids. Gene Ontology annotation, biological process: proteolysis. Lineage: Eukaryota; Metazoa; Chordata; Mammalia; Rodentia; Muridae. The transcript is spliced from 24 exons.